AUGAUGUGGUUGGGAUUUGGGGCCGCGUGCCUGGGACUUGAGGUACCCCGGGGUCCACGAGAUGGUAUCUUACGACUUGUGAUACCGCUGACCAGGGUAACAUUCCCGGGGAAUCGUGAUGCUGGCGCCAGGGGGCAGGAAACAAUGAGCAGCACCGAUGUGGCACGAGCCGCUGUGAGCGAAGCGAUGAAUAGGCUUCUGAUGUGUGCGAUGUCGGAGAAGAAAUGUUCCAAGGCAUUCACCGCUAUAACCAAAAAACGUGUUCGUUUCGUAUAA
Messenger RNA from Gongylonema pulchrum, 276 nucleotides. Lineage: Eukaryota; Metazoa; Nematoda; Chromadorea; Rhabditida; Gongylonematidae. The record is from the annotation of a GenBank genome assembly.